Molecule: messenger RNA, 1518 nt
Organism: Abrus precatorius (Indian licorice)
Lineage: Eukaryota; Viridiplantae; Streptophyta; Magnoliopsida; Fabales; Fabaceae
Exons: 3
Coding region: 1-1518 (505 amino acids)
Source: RefSeq, a predicted model, not a curated record
AUGGAUCGAAGUUGGAUGGUAGCUGAUCGUUUAAGUGAAGAAUACGAAGACGGAGUCGAAGAGUUUAUAAGAUUUGCGAUUAAGAAUGCAACUGAUGUCAACCUUAUUCCCUUAAAUGCGGAAGAAUUGGAAGAACAUCUAAUAUGCAAUGAGAUAGAUGAAAAAUAUGCUUGCUGGACAAAGCACGGUGAGAUACAAGGUGGAAGUACAUCAACUAACAUGGAAUCAAGUGUCAAUUACUCAGAGACAUUUAGAACAAAUAAGAGUGAUCAUGCUGAACAAAUUCCAAAUGCUGUUGAAGAAGAUCUUAGAGAUUGUCCAAAGAUGUUUGACAGGCUGAAAGAUGAUGCAAAAACACCAUUGUAUAAUGGAUGUACAAAGUUCACAAUAUUGAGUUCUGUUUUAAAGCUUUAUAACUUAAAAGCCUCAAAUGGAUGGACUGAUAAGAGCUUCACAGAGCUGCUAAGUUUAUUACAUGAGAUGCUGCUGAAGGAUAAUGUGCUACCGAAGAGAACAUAUGAGGCUAAACAAGUACUUGCUUCCAUUGGAUUGACCCAUGAAAAGAUACAUGUUUGUUCUAAUGACUGCAUUUUGUUUCGAAAUGAGUAUGCAUCACUAAGGAAAUGUCCAAAGUGUAAUGUAUCACGAUACCUAAAGAAAGACACAACACCUGCGAAGGUCGUGUGGUAUUUUCCACUAAUACUGAGGUUAAGACGUCUUUUUCGUAGUGCAGAAAAUGCAAAGCAGAUGACUUGGCAUGCUGAAGGUCGAAUUAGAGAUGGAAAGCUUAGGCAUCCAGCAGAUUCUCUGCAGUGGAAAAAAUUUGACAAUGAUCAUGAAGAGUUUGCAAUUGAAACAAGGAAUAUACGUUUUGCAUUAGCAACUGAUGGAAUGAAUCCACAUGGCAUGCAAAGUAGCACCCAUAGUACAUGUCCCAGUGGAGAAGAAAUAUUUGAUGAGGUUAAACAUAUAAGAAUAACAUUUGGAAAACCUUUUGCCAAACAAAUUCCAACCGCAGGUUGGAAGAAGAUGUCAAUUUUCUUUCAGUUAUCAUACUGGAAAUCUUUAUACGUAAGAAACUUUGUUGAUGUUAUGCAUGUUGAAAAAAAUGUUUGUGAAAGUGUGAUUAGUACAUUAUUAAACAUUGUGGGAAAAAAGAAAGAUGGCAUCAAUGCAAGACUUGACUUGGUGAAGUUGGGAAUACGAUCCGAUUUGGCUCCAGUGAAGAAGGGAAAUCGGACCUUUUUACUGCCAACAGCAUGUACCCUGUCUAGAUAUGAGAAACGUGCUUUAUAUGAGACUCUUUAUUCAGUUAAGGUUCCAAAGGGGUAUUCAUCAAACAUUAAAAGUCUUGUAUCACUUAAGGACCUAAAGUUAAAAGGAUUGAAGUCUCAUGAUUGCCAUAUAUUAAUAGAGAAUUUAAUUCCUGUUGCUAUACAGUCUAUUCUACCGAAGAAGGUUUGUAUGGCAAUCACGAAGUUGUGUUUCUUUUUCAAGGUAAUAUAUGUAGCAAAGUGA